Molecule: messenger RNA, 1662 nt
Organism: Cajanus cajan (pigeon pea)
Lineage: Eukaryota; Viridiplantae; Streptophyta; Magnoliopsida; Fabales; Fabaceae
Source: RefSeq, a predicted model, not a curated record
GGGCAGCUACAAAUUCCCUGAAGCUGACAGAUCUAUCUUACUUACCCUCUUCUUUCUCUCUCCUUCUCUGUCUCUCUCUCAAUCUCUUCAUUUCGCAACACAAUCCAACCCUUUUUAAACUCUCCCAUUCGAAUUCUCGCACCAAAUCUUCUACACAUCUUCUCAUCUCAACUCAACUCAACUCAACAAUCUCUCAGAUCUCUCUAUCAAAAACAAAAACAAAAACAAAAUCAAAAACCCUAGUUCUAUAUACAUAUACACAGAAAAAAAAAGGUCUGAUGCCCAUAACAAUCUUCUCAAUAAGAUCUAACUCGUCACACACGGAUUACCCAACAAUUUAUUGUUAAUAUUUUUAAUCUGAUCGUGGGAAAAUUUUCGUGCCCUUUUAUUGUUUUUACAUUUUUUUGCCUAAAAUAAGAAUUUUGUGUGCGUAUAAAAUCUUCCAAGAUCUGGGUUCUUUUAAAGGCGGUUCUUUUGUGUAUUUUGUUACUUUUUAUAAGGAAGAAUGAGGGUUUUGGUGCUGAUUAUUGUGGAACAUGGUGGUUUCUGUUGGUGGACAGCUUUGUGUCUGUGGGGUGUGGCUGGUUUUGAGGCAUAGCAUAAAGAUUAAAGAGUGAGGUUCAAUUGGGUUGAUUAUUCAUGGCCGAUCAAGCAUUGGAAGCUAGCCAACCUGUGGAUUUAACAAAGCACCCUUCUGGGAUUGUGCCUACCCUUCAAAAUAUUGUGUCAACCGUCAAUUUGGACUGUAAAUUGGAGCUUAAAUCAAUUGCACUUCAAGCUCGUAAUGCAGAAUACAAUCCUAAGCGUUUUGCUGCUGUGAUUAUGAGGAUCAGGGAACCAAAAACUACUGCACUCAUUUUUGCAUCUGGCAAGAUGGUCUGUACUGGAGCUAAGAGUGAGCAACAGUCUAAAUUGGCUGCAAGGAAGUAUGCUAGAAUUAUCCAAAAGCUUGGUUUCCCUGCUAAAUUUAAGUAUGAACCAGAGCUGUUUCCAGGACUAAUAUAUCGCAUGAAACAACCCAAGAUAGUCUUGCUUAUAUUUGUCUCUGGAAAAAUUGUCCUGACAGGCGCCAAGGUUAGAGAUGAGACUUACACAGCCUUUGAGAACAUAUAUCCCGUGCUUACUGAGUUCAGGAAAAACCAACAAUGAUUACUGUCAAGAGAAGAAGCAAGGUUUUCUGGCAGAGAAGAUCACAGAGCGCCGGAGCUGUAAAUAUUAAGACAAGAGAUAUCUGUAAUCUGGAUUGAGAUAUACUAAGACAGUCGGUUUCUUUAGAAAAGGGGUCUUGCUGUAGUGAAGUGAAAAAAUUAAUAUAAAACUGUGUAUUGAAUUUGACACAAAAAAAAGAAAAAGAUUUUGAAGAGGCAGAGUAGAAAAAUGAAAAAGGAUUAGUGGAAGAGUUUGAUGGUAAACAAUCCUUCUGCUGUUUGCCAUCAUCCAAAAUUCUAAUCUUGUACGGUAUAGAGUCAAUAUGUUUUCUUAUACGACUGCUGAAUGUUUUGAACAAUGAAUCAAAACAUAAAGCUGUCGAAAUUACAUGAAUUUGAAGAAUUUUAUCUGCCUUUCCUAACUUCAAAAUGUUGGGGUUUAGAAGAACUGCAUAACGUGAUGUAGUUAGUGACUAGUAAGCAAGAUCUCUCUGCAUUACUGCAAUGUAAAUCA